Messenger RNA from Magallana angulata, 4230 nucleotides. Its product is annotated as serine/threonine-protein kinase PRP4 homolog. Gene Ontology annotation, molecular function: ATP binding; protein serine/threonine kinase activity. Gene Ontology annotation, biological process: peptidyl-serine phosphorylation; mRNA cis splicing, via spliceosome; peptidyl-threonine phosphorylation. The coding region runs from base 21 to 3173 and encodes 1050 amino acids. The transcript has 14 exons. The record is from RefSeq and is a predicted model, not a curated record. Lineage: Eukaryota; Metazoa; Mollusca; Bivalvia; Ostreida; Ostreidae.
ACAACGACCUGCUAACGAAAAUGGCGACUGAAUACACUCACAAUGGGAAGUUGAGCGAGGAUGAAACCUCAGAAAGUGAUGCAAAUGUCCAAGAAAUAGAUGAAGAUAUUGAGGUGGAAGAAGAGCCAGAAGCAGACUUUCAAAUCAGCAAAGAAAAGAAAAAACAUAAACACAAACACAAGAACAAGAACAAGCACAAACAUUCUAAGCAUGGAGAGAAGCGAGACGAGAAAAAGAAACAUAAACAUAAGAAGAAAAAGAGUAAGAACAGUAAGAAUGAAAAGGAAGGGAGAUCUUCUAAAAAGAUGAAAAUUGAUGACUCUGUUGAUUUAGAGAAAUUAGAGGCUGCCAGAGAAGCUCUGAGAGAGGUCCUGCAGUCAGAGAGCAAUGGAAAUAUCAUUGAUUCUAAUCCAAUGGAGCUGAUAGCACAAGGAUACGGGACUGAUUCAGAGGAAGAGGGAGAGGUGGACUAUGAAGAAACACAGAAAGAGAAGAAAAAGAGACUAGAGUGCCAGAAGAUGCACCGAAUUCGUAGAGAGAAGGAGAAGGAAGAAAAAGGAGCUGAUAAAAAGGAGAAACAGGUGGUUGAGGAGGAAAGUGGAGAUUCAGACUGUGAAAUUGUAUCUGUGGAAGCAGCUACUCGGAAAAUGCCCCCAAUUAGAACUCAGGGCAGUAUGUCCAAAGAGAACAAAAAGUCCAGGAAAGUAAGCAGUAGAGACACUGAUCGAAGAGAUAAAGACAGAAGAAAAACGUCAGAGUCUGAAGACUCCGUCAGAAGGGAUGAAAGAAGGCGACAGGAAAGAAGUAGUGAGCGGCCUCACAUGUCUAGAGAUAGGGAACCAAGGGAUAGGGAACCCAGAGAUAGAGAACUUCAUUCUAGAGAUAGAGACAGAUCCAGGGAGAGAGAACGAUCUGUCAGAGAGCAGGAGAGUAGGUUAAGAGAAAGGAGACUCUCUCCAAGUAGGGAAAGGAGUAGAGAUAGAGUUGGUAGAGAGAGAAGGAGUCGUUCUCCAGUUCGAAGAAGUCAAGAUCGAUCUAGAGAUGCAGACCGGGGCAAAGAAGGAGGAAUGAGUGCCAGAGAAAGAUUAAGAGAGGAGAGACUCAUUGAGGAAGAGAGACGCCGAAGGAACGGCGAGGAUGACGAUUCUCUGAGGCGUAAUGAUGAUGAUGACAGACGAUUUAGAGAUGAUAGGCGGGACAGAAGAUCCCCACCAAUCAGAUCAAUGGACAGGGGGCGGUUUGACAGGAGUAGAUCGCGGGACAGAAGAAGAGGCAGAAGAAGUAGAUCCAGGGACCGCAGACGGAAGGAUAAGAACGAGGAUAAAUUCAAAGGCAGCUUGUCAGAGGGAAUGGCCCUUCAGCAGGAGUCAGAUGAAGAGAUCAACAUUGAUAUCCCAGACGAUGACGAUGAUGAUGAAGAUACUUUGAUAGAGAAAAGAAGAAAGCAACGCGAGGCUCUUUUGCAGCGUUUAAAAACAGAAGAAGAAAGCCUACAGUCAGCUCCUUCACCUAAGCCUCCCUCACCUGCUCCAUUACCCUCAGCCCCUCAGUCACCCUCACCCUCUCCAUCAAGGUCACGGUCACCCUCCAGAUCAGAAUCUAGGUCAAGGUCUUACUCCCGGUCAAGGCCAAGGCAUCGUUCAUCCUCCAGAAGUUCUAGCUCUGACAGCAGCAGUUCCAGCUCCAGCUCGGAGUCCGACUCUGAAGAUGAUCACCCAAAAAGGAAGUCCAGAGGAAGCGAGGAUUACAGGAGGAGGAGAAAGUCCAAGAGUCCAGAUUACCACCGAGAGAAGAGGAAAUCCCAGAGUAAAUCCCAGAGUCCUGAUAUCGACAGGAGAAGGGAGGAAUCAAGUAGUUCAGAGUCAGAUGAUUCCGAUGACAAAAGAAGUGAAAAGGAUAAAAAGAGUGAAAGAAAGGGUAGCAUAUCUACUGAUCAGUCAAGAGAAAAGCCUACAAAGAAAGAGCAACAAUCUAAAGAUGCCAAAUCUGAUGCUGAUGGAACCACAAAAGAGGGUGAAAAGAAGAAGUCAAAGGCCGACAUGUUUGCUGACACACAGGAUAUGUUCAGUGAUGAUUACGCUUUGGGAAGUCCAAGCACAGUUUCAAGGUUUACUGGGCCGGUGGUGGAGAACCCCACCCUGAUUGACAACUGGGAUGAUGCAGAGGGCUACUACAGGGUGAGGAUUGGGGAGAUGCUGGACAAGCGAUACUCUGUGUAUGGAUACACAGGACAGGGUGUGUUCAGUAAUGUGGUCCGAGCCAGGGACGAAGCUCGAGGAAACAUGGAAACAGCCAUCAAAAUCAUCAGAAAUAACGAAAUCAUGCACAAGACUGGACUCAAAGAACUUGAAUUUCUCAGAAAACUUAACGAUGCUGACCCAGACGAUAAAUUUCACUGUCUCCGCCUUUAUCGACAUUUCUUCCACAAAAAUCAUUUAUGUUUAGUGUUCGAGUCUUUAAGUAUGAAUUUAAGGGAAGUCUUAAAGAAAUAUGGGAAAGACAUUGGACUUCAUGUAAAGGCCGUCAGAUCGUACAGUCAGCAGCUGUUUUUGGCCCUUAAGCAUCUCAAGAGGAACAGCAUUCUUCAUGCAGACAUCAAGCCUGAUAACAUUCUGGUCAAUGAAAGUAAACUUCACCUGAAGCUUUGUGACUUUGGAUCGGCAUCGCAUGUCUCGGAAAAUGACAUCACCCCCUAUCUGGUCAGCCGAUUCUACAGAGCUCCAGAAAUCAUCAUUGGAAUGGGCUAUGACCAUAAUGUAGACUUGUGGUCCGUGGGAACAACCAUCUUUGAACUGUACACAGGCAAGAUCUUGUUCCCUGGGCAGUCAAACAAUGAGAUGCUCAAGUUCAUGAUGGACCUGAAGGGAAAGUUCCCCAAUAAAAUCAUCAGAAAGGGUAUGUUUAGGGAUCAGCAUUUUGACAGCAACUACAACUUCCUGUAUCAUGAAGUGGACAAAGUCACACACAGAGAGAAAGUUUCCGUUCUGAGCACCAUCAGUGCCAGCAAGGACCUGUUUGCAGAGUUGAUUGGGUACCAGCGCCUCCCAGAAGACCAGCUAAAGAAAGUGCGGCAGCUAAAGGACCUCCUGGAUUCCACACUCAUGCUGGACCCCAGUAAACGCAUCUCCAUUAACCAGGCCCUGACGCACCCGUUCAUUCAGGACAGACUGUGAUCAAAGACUGUAUGUCUAGUGAGGGUAUAGGUUGUCGUGAGUGAAUGCACAUUAACCUGUGUAAUGAUAGGCUCAUAAAUACUGGCCUAUACACAGGGGACAUAUUAGGGGAGAGGAAAAAAUUGAUAGCACAAUGUGCUGGAAUUGUACAGAUUUGUUUGUACAUGAACUCCGUGAUUUGUGAGCGUUAUUGCCAGAAUGCUUGUACGGAAGUACAAGAAAGAGACUUAAUGUUUUGACUAUUUUAUUGCGAUUUUUGGAUAAAAAAAUGAUUGUCGAGACUGUAUGUGAUGUGUUUUACAUUUCAGUAUGAGCUACAAGCCUAGGGGCUCAAUGCCCCACAGACAGGAAAACUCUUUUGUAUAUAAGGUAACCAUACUGAACUCCGCUGACUGUGCAGUCAUCUCUGUAACAUUCAUGUGUUUUUAUUUGACAUACUGUAGGUAAAAUAGGUAAGAAAAGUUCCAAUUUUAUCUUAACAACAAUUUAAAAACAGUCAUUUCAAGAACGUUUACUUUAUUUUCAGUUUUUUCUUCAGAGGUCAUUAUUGUGUAAAUUUGUAUGUCAGUAUGUACACAAUUUAAAAUUGAAAACUAUUAUUUCAUAAUUUUAUUGUAUUCAAAGAUAUUGAAUAUUUGAAUAAAUUUAGUUUGCUCUAAAAAUAUAUUUCUUAAAAGAUUUUGGAACUUGUUUUGUUCCAGACAUGAUGGUAUAAAUACAGAAAAAAGUUUGAUCCUGAUUGUGAUAACUUCAGCUCAUGUGUCAAAGAUAAGUGAAAACCAAGAUGCUGCACUUUGAUUUAAUUUUUUCAAAUGUUAGGAAAAAAAACCUUAUUUCCUCUUCAUUUGUUUCCUCUAGCCCCAAUGCAUAAAAAUCUUUUCUUACAUUUAUAUAUUUGCCAAGAUAUUAGGGAAAAAAAAAUAUCAGAUAUAUGAGAUAUAUUAUAGAAAAAAAUAAGAUAUAUGACUUUUUUUUUUGGUAUAUGUUUUGAUUUCCAUGUUUUGUCUUUGUUAUGUAUUGAUUUCUUUGUAGUUUUGAAAUAAAUAUCUGAUGUCAA